AUGAAGUACCAUCUUGCUUGCAUUAUUGGCUUCAAUGCUAUUAAAUGUAAGAAGGUUCCAGCUAAUGUGAAGGAAGAGAUUAUUGCUUUUCUUACGAAGAAGAGUGGUGACAAGCAAAAGAAGAAGGAUGAAGUGCAAAGGGUUCGAUCUGCAAUUAAUAUAGAGAACUCAGAUGAUGAAAGGGGUAGUGGGGAUGAUUGUGACUUUGAGAGGAAUGAUGUUGUGUUGCUGAAGUCAACAAGAGGCAGUGGGACGAGUAACUCUGGAGCUGUGGUAGGUAGUGGCAGUGCCACUAUUGAUAAGUUUUACAAGAAAACAUCUAUAGAAGAGUCUGUUCGCAAUAAUCAAAAGGGAUUCAACGUUAGCCAGAAGGUCCAAUCAAAGUUGUCAACUAUGAAAAGAGAAGAGAAAAGGGACAGAGUUUGUGAGUAUAUUUGCCAGUUUUUCUAUGAAGCUAGCAUUCCUCGCAACACUGUCACCCUCCCUAGCUUUGCUCAUAUGCUUGAGUCCAUCGGACAGUUUGGCAAGGACUUGAGAGGGCCUAGUCCAUAUGAGAUGAGUGGACCAUUUUUGCAGAAGAGGAAACAGAAGGUGCUGGAUGGAUUCAAGAAUCAUAAGGAAUCAUGGGAGCUCACAGGUUGCACGGUUAUGACUGAUGCAUGGACAGAUAAGAAGGGCAGGGGAGUUAUGAAUUUAGUUGUGCACAGUGCUCAUGGUGUUUGCUUCAUUGAUUCGGUGGACUGCUCCGGUGACAGAAAAGAUGGCAAAUACAUAUUUGACUUGGUGAACAAAUGCAUAGAAGAAAUAGGUGAAGAAAAUGUUGUGCAAGUGGUGACUGAUAAUGCUAGUGUGAAUGUAUCAGCAGCUAGUAUGCUAACAGCAAAGAGACCAUCCAUAUUUUGGAAUGGAUGUGCUGCUCACUGCCUAGAUCUCGUGCUGGAGGAUCUUGGGAAGCUUGGACCAGUUGCAAAAACUAUUUCAAGUGCAAGAGAAGUGACUAGCUUCUUGUAUGCUCAUACAAGGGUAUUGGAUUUGAUGCGGAAAUUUCUUGGGGAGGACUUGGUUCGCUCUGGUGUUACUCGGUUUGCCACUGCUUACUUAAAUCUGAAAAGUUUGCUAGACAACAAGAAGGAGUUGACAAGGCUCUUCAGAUCAGAUGAGAUGAAUGAACUAGGUUCAUACUUGACAAAGGCAAAGGGGAAAAAAGCACUCAAAGUGGUGCGAUCUGAAGUUUUUUGGAAACAUGUUGACAUGGCUGUUAAUUUCUUCGAGCCAAUGGCUAAUGUGCUUCGCAGAAUGGACAGUGAUGUUCCUGCAAUGGGAUUCUUCCAUGGAUUAAUGCUUGAUGCAAAGAAACAUAUUGCUGUGAGGUUUGAUAAUGAUGAGAGCAAGUACAAAGUUGCUUGGGACAUCAUUGAUAAAAGGUGGGACAGCAAGCUCAAGACUCCUCUCCACUUGGGUGGCUACUAUUUGAAUCCUCACUAUUAUUACCCAAACAAGUCAGAGAUUGAGCAUGAUGGAUCAUUUAGAGUUGCUGUUAUUACAUGCAUUUGCAAGAUGAUUGAGGACGAAGAAACCCAAGACACUGUAAUUGAAGAACUCAACAUGUAUCAAGAUCAGCAAGGAUCUUUCGGCCAUGAGAUUGCUAUAAGGCAAAGGAGAAACAAGAAUUUUAAUCUAGCAAAAUGGUGGCUGAACCAUGGCACCAGCACACCAAAGUUGAGAACUUUGGCAUCUAGGAUUCUUAAUUUGACAUGUAGCUCAUCAGCUUGUGAGAGGAACUGGAACAAGAGAGAGAACAAAAACAGAGAUCCCAUAGAGAAAAAAGUAGAUGACAUUCUUGCUGAUUAUGAAAAUGAGUUCAUCACUGGGAAAGAACCAACUGCAGAAGCUGAUGAAGAACAAGAGAAGGCUCAUGAAGAUGCAUCGGAAGAGGCACCAAACAGGGCAUCAUCAUCACAGGGACAAGCCAAAAGGAAGAGGAGUUCUCGGCCUGGGAAGAAAAUCAAGACCGUGAGCCUGCAGUCCUUGAUGGCUAUGCGUGUUGAAACAAUGCCGCAAGCUGCUUCUUCUUCUGAAUCGGAGUCUGAUAAGUCUCCUUCAGAUUCUGGAGAAGAAUAG
Aegilops tauschii subsp. strangulata is the source of this 2121-nucleotide messenger RNA. RefSeq lists its product as uncharacterized. Gene Ontology annotation, molecular function: protein dimerization activity. NCBI's taxonomy places the organism in Eukaryota, Viridiplantae, Streptophyta, Magnoliopsida, Poales, Poaceae. The record is from RefSeq and is a predicted model, not a curated record.